AUGAACCGCCUCUUCGGGAGCACGGCUCCCAAAGCGCCCAAAGCCACCCUCAACUCAGCCAUCUCAAACAUCGACACGCGCGUGUCCUCCAUCGACGUCAAGCUCGCCUCCCUCAACGCCGAACUGCAAGGCUACCAGACCAAGCUCAGCAAGAUGCGCGAGGGGCCGGGCAAGACGGCGCUCAAGCAAAAGGCGCUCAAGGUGCUGCAGCGGCGCAAGCAGUACGAGGCGCAGCGCGACCAGCUGCAGUCGCAGGUGUGGAACAUGGAGCAGGCGCAGACCAUGCAGGACAACCUCAAGAACACCAUGGUGACCAUCGACGCGCUGCAGAGCACCAACAAGGCACUGAAGAAGGAGUACGGCAAGGUCGACGUCGACAAGAUCGAGCGCCUGCAGGACGAGAUGGCCGAUUUGCUGGAUGUGGGGAACGAGAUCCAGGAGAGUUUGGCGCGGAGCUAUGAUGUGCCUGAGGAUGUGGACGAGGCGGAAUUGGAUGCCGAGUUGGAAGCGCUCGGUCAGGAGGUGGAGCUGGAUAGGGAGCUGGCUGGGGCGGGGAUGGAGGGGGCGUUGCCGAGUUUUAUGCAGGAUGAGGUGCCGGAAUUUAUUGACGAGGCGCCGACAACGACGGGGCAGGUGAAGGAGGCUGCUGGUUGA
Chaetomium globosum CBS 148.51 is the source of this 654-nucleotide messenger RNA. RefSeq lists its product as uncharacterized. The transcript has a single exon. The coding region runs from base 1 to 654 and encodes 217 amino acids. Gene Ontology annotation, biological process: late endosome to vacuole transport via multivesicular body sorting pathway; vesicle budding from membrane. The record is from RefSeq and is a predicted model, not a curated record. Gene Ontology annotation, cellular component: multivesicular body. Lineage: Eukaryota; Fungi; Ascomycota; Sordariomycetes; Sordariales; Chaetomiaceae.